Bactrocera neohumeralis is the source of this 7641-nucleotide messenger RNA. It is a transcript of the gene Eip74EF, whose product is annotated as ecdysone-induced protein 74EF. The coding region runs from base 2974 to 5064 and encodes 696 amino acids. The record is from RefSeq and is a predicted model, not a curated record. The transcript is spliced from 10 exons. Gene Ontology annotation, molecular function: sequence-specific DNA binding; DNA-binding transcription factor activity, RNA polymerase II-specific. Lineage: Eukaryota; Metazoa; Arthropoda; Insecta; Diptera; Tephritidae. Gene Ontology annotation, biological process: regulation of transcription by RNA polymerase II; cell differentiation. Gene Ontology annotation, cellular component: nucleus.
GGUCUCGGCGAGAUGUUUAGUCUUAUUAUGACUGCGACAAAAGACGGUUGUUGCAAAUAAACGUGGAUUAAUUCGUUCAGCGGGUGUGUGUUAAGCGGCCGGAUAUUUGCGAGUUUUCCGAAACAUUUUGACUUUUUCGCAUCGCCUAUUCGUACGCCUGUUCCGCAUCGUUUUCGUUUUCGUUUUUUUUUUUUGUUUUUCGGUUUCGCUUUUUAAAUUGCUUAUUCGGUUAGCAAUUGAACAGAUAGAUAGAUAGUCGCGCGCAAAUACAAAUUCAAUUUGACGACGACGGUUCCGCGACCUACCACUAAACGCGUCUCCAUUUAUUGGACCCAAUGGCGCAUUGGUGUCGUCACCAUUGGAUGUUAGCCGCGAUGUGUUGGAAUAUUAUUUGGCGCUGCUCAUGAUCAAAUACUUUCUGUUACGCUCAUAACGGGUCAGCAAUAAAGUUCUAAUUAAUUAAAAUUAUGAAAUACAUACAUACAUACAUACAUAUGCAGAUGUAUGGCUAUGUAAACAAAUAACAUUUUUGUUGCUCUGUUGCACAAAUGAUAAAUGUGGUGCCUUCCUGUAACGCAUACUUUUACAAGCAUUAAUGCAAAGCAGACAAUACCUACAAUAACAACAAUAAAAUACCAUCGUGCGCCUAAAUUAAUCAGCAUUUCGGAAUAUGUGUGAACUGCAAGAAUUUAAGGAAAUUCGCGCAAUAAAUUUUGUACAAUAUGAAAAUAAUAUAUACAUACACACAUACAUACGUAUAAUGAAUGUGACUACAAAUAACUUAAACUAAAAAUUAAUAAUUACACAAAAAUCGAUAAGGAGUCAACAAAUAAUAUUAUUAGUGUGUUAGUGUUUGUUAAAAUGUAUUGGUUUCUAUAAAACAACAAAACAACAAGAAAGGUGUAUAACUGCGCGGGCAUACUCAUAUACGCAUCAUCAGUCGAUAUAUAGCGUGUGUUCAUACAUACAUAUGUACAUGUAUAACGUGAAUGAAUUCGGCUCGUACGAAUAUCGUCUACCCCAAGGGCAAUAAACCUACUAUUGCAUGCGAUAUCAAUACAUCACAUCACAUCACUUCGCAUCGCACGGGGUCAACGACAGAGUGUGCUGCUGUUUAAACGUUGCCGCCGCGCGAGUGAGAGUGUAGCAGAGUACGACCUCCGGCGUCUCCUUACGUCACUGCCACCGACACCGCCACUGCCACUGCCUGUGCCUGUGCCGGAGACACCAGCUACAAGCAACCAGCAACCGAAGCGACUGUCACUGCCGUAUUAUUACUUUGGUUGUUACUGUUGUUGUUGUUGUUGUCGUUGCAUUCGUCACACCGCGCUACGUUACGUAUUUACAUUUGCGCUUGCAUACAUACACAUUCAUACAUACGUAUAUGCAUGUGCUGAAAUUGCCUCUGUUUUCGCGACGCUGCGCCGCCUCCUGUGAGAUCUCUGCUCCACCGCUAUCAAUACUGUUGUUGUUAUCAGACACGAAUUCACGCAUUGACAAUAGCAGCAAGUGUGCAAUGGAUAAAUAAUGCACAUGACAUAAUGUAAUGAAAGUAUAGAAACCAAUACGUAAUGUAAUUAAAAAAAAAAACAAGAAAAAACUACAAAAUAAUUAUUUCGUCUCUUCGCAAUAUCAUUUGCUGUUCGCUGAUAUUUGCAUAUAUUGAGGAUAAUGGCUCAGCUAAAGGAGUGAAUCUUUACUUUCUCAAAAGUUUUCAAUGAGCUCACGUUUCAAUGCUGGGUUAUAUAAACUUCUAUAAAUGCGUCCCCGAAGAACUAAGGUGGGAUUUGUUGAUGUUAAUGGCAAGACUUUACAUAUUCAUGGAAUUCGAUGCAAAAUAAAAAUGCCAAUAUAGCAGUGUUAAAAUUAAAAGAAACCAAAUAAACAACAAAAACAACUAAAACUUACAAUUCCAUAACUAUUUGGAAUAAAUCAUUUGUUAACAAAACACCAAAUUAACCAACGGUAUUCGUCGAUAAUUUAAAGUGUGCUUUCGCGGUUUUGAAAGGUAUGAGCUAUGUGUACAGGCGGUUAAGAACAGUUUGCAGUUGUGAAGUCGUAAAACAGAAAAGCGCGUAAGAAAGCACACAAAAACUUUUAAAUAAUAAUUUGUUUCUUUUUAAUCAAAUAUACAUGGUGUAACCACUCAAAAACGACUGAUUAACUGAUAAUGUAUAGAACAGCAUUGUAAAAUAAUAUUAAAAAUUAAAUUAACAAAUCGUUAUCCAACACUGCCUUUUUACAGAGAAACGAAUAACAAAAACAAACUUCGGCGCGUUAAAAAAUUUAAUAUUUAAUAAUUAAUAAGACAAACCGACGUUUCGAUAUCACCAAUCACUGUUUGGAAGCCCUGUUCUUAUAAACAUUCGGUAAAUUUAAGUAUUUGAAAAGAAAAAAAUCAAAAACACAAAAAUUAUAGAAACUCCAAAGCCGUGAUAUUAGAUAUUUUCGAUUUUUACUAUAACAUAUAUAUACACCGUAUACAAUUUAUCGGAAACUAUAUUCGUCCAAAAUUUUUAAUAGUUAUACAUUAUACACUGCGAAAUUACGGACUAUUUGUACAAAGAAAAUAUUAAAUUAAGAACGUAAUUUAGUGAUUAGCCUGAUAAAUAAUAUAAAUUCCGUCGUAAGUAAAGUGCCUCCAAUUUCUACAAAAGAAAAACAAAUAAAAAUUAAAAAUUAAAAUAAAAAAGUAGUUAAACAUAAACUAAGAACUGUUAAUAUAAUAAUUAAGUGCUUUAGUGAACACAGAGAGAGAAGAUAAAAGUAAAAUAAAAUUACCUUAAAGUGCAAUAACGUAAAAUAAUUUAACGCUGACACGAACCGUCACUGCCUUACCAGCCGAAUCGGUAGAAAACCGAUACCGUUCAGCGCAGCUCUCUCUUACCGACUGACAGAAUACUUUUCACGAGCGUGGCACACAAACACACGCUGGCACUGGCGGAAGUUUGCAGUGGCUCUGCCUUAUCGGCGAUGCCAUUUAUCGAUGACGCACUACUCUGGUGUCCGGAUAAUGAUGGCCGUAUGGUUGGUGGCUUAGAUAUCGCUCCAUGCAUGCAAGAGGAAGCCGCCACUGGCAGCAACAAUGAGAAUGGCAACGAAUCUACACAACUCGAUGAACGCAACACGGAGCUCAACUCACUUGAACCGCUCUGCACUGAGUCUUCCGAUGAACUAUUCCGCCAAUUGUCUGAAAGCAAUUUCGAAAUCGAGAGCUUACUGUCGGACCUGGCCACAGUUGAGGUUAAAGAGGAGAACAACAACAGCAUUGGCGAACAAGUAGUGGCCGAUAGUUUCGUAUCGUCGUUGGAGGCCUCAGCUGUUGUUGCCAAUGGUGUACUUAGCCCUGCUUGCGCUAAUACAAAUGGUUCGGCGGGUGGUGGAGAUGUGGGCAUAACGAUAGAGGGUGCUGCCGAGUCCACAUUAUUAGCGUUAACUUCACACUGCGAAUCGCUCACUGCGAAACCGUUAAGCCAAAGUCAAAAACCAACAGCGAAUGCGCAUAUUGGGCGCCGGGAGGACCUAAGAGGCAGUAAUUCUUAUGUAAGCAGCAGCAGCAGCAGCAGCAGCAAUGAGAAUGUGACGCAUGCGCAUGAGGCGAAUGCGCGACGCUUCUUAAUUGCAUCCAAUCCGUUGCUUGCCGAAAAAUUACUGGCCAAAAGCAUUAUCAACACAGACAGUAACAACAGUGCGCCGCUGAAAACGACCGAGUUCGAUGAUACUGAAAUUCCAGUUAUAAAGCAAUCAACAAGUCCAGGUCCUUUGUUGACACACCAUCAACAUCAUCAUCACCAGCAGCAACAACAGCAACUGCAACAGCAACAGCAACAGGCAACGCAUCAGCAAGCACAGAGCAAUACAUACGCGGGAUCUCCAAGUGUUAUACACAUAAAAGCCGAACAAAACGUUGUACUUUCUCCACCACACCUCCAGCAGACAGCCCAACAGCAACAGCUUGUUAAUGGCCUGUCACAGCAUGGCGGCCCACUCUCAGGGUCAGGUGCAAAUAACCAGCUCCAACCACUAGCCAUACCACACCGGCCAUUGCUACACAAUCUGCUGAGUGGUGGCUCGAUACACAAUUCACAUCAUAGAACGUAUGGAUCAGCUACAACCGGUUCCUUUCCGCCAAGCCCUGCCGAUAGUGGUGUCUCUGACGUGGACAGUUCUAGCUCUGGUGGUCAGCCGUGCAGUGAUGAGAUAAAAGCGCGGCUUGGCAUACCGGCCCAUUGUCACCCGCAUGCGUCGCAUAUACCGUCAGGCACGUUUCUACAUCCCAAUCUCUAUCAAAAUUCAGCGUCCUUACGGAACAUAUGGAAUCGAAGUGUUGGAAUGCCCGAUGGUUAUUACAUGCCACUAGGGAGCAGCACUAGUCCAUCCAAUAAUGCGUCGGUGAGUAGCAGCAGUGGCCCGAAUAGCGGCGCAGUCGGCACUCUGAAUAGUGCAAACUCAGCAGCGUACUCCACGUCACCCUACUUUACAACUCCCUCCCCGCCACGCGCUAAUCCCGGUCUAACGCCACAUCAUUCCCUGCACGCACACCAACAACACCUACACCAUCAUCAGCAUUCCACGCUAGCGAAUAGCCCAGCGAGCGGGGCUGGCGGUGUGCUGCAUCAAUCGAGUGUGAUUCAGCCAACAACGUCCAAUGUCAACUAUGAUCUCUCGUACAUGCUGGAGCUUGGUGGUUUUCCACAGCGCAAAGUGAAAAAACCACGAAAGCCCAAAAUCGAAAUGGGUGUAAAGCGACGCAGCCGCGAAGGCUCCACAACAUAUCUGUGGGAAUUCCUGCUCAAGCUACUGCAGGACCGCGAAUACUGUCCACGCUUUAUUAAAUGGACCAACCGUGAGAAGGGUGUAUUUAAGCUGGUGGACUCAAAAGCGGUGUCGCGACUAUGGGGCAUGCAUAAAAACAAACCGGAUAUGAAUUACGAGACAAUGGGACGUGCAUUACGGUACUAUUACCAGCGCGGCAUACUGGCGAAAGUAGAUGGCCAGCGGCUGGUGUAUCAAUUCGUGGACGUGCCAAAGGAUAUUGUGGAAAUCGAUUGCAAUGGAGUGUAAAAGUAUUGGAUGUGCACGCAUAAACAUAAAAUAUGUAGAAAAACAUUUUAAGCGCUGUGCAUUCCAUAAAGAACGCAUCACAUCACUUUCAAAUGGAUUUCAAGGAAUGUACAAACAGUAGAAACCUGCUCGAAAUCGCAGCCAAAUUUCGGAAAUGCAAUUCUGCUUACACACACACACACACACACACAAUCUAUAUAAUAUACGCGGCGUACAGCAGUUUUUAAGGAAAGCAAGGAUGCAUACUGUAAAGAAUUUGUAUUUAUUAGAUCUUUUUUUAUGUUAAUAGUAGUUAUGGUGAAUUAUAUUGUAAUUGUGUGUAAGGCUCGCUAAAAAUUAACUGUAUAUUUUAGAUACACAAUGAUGAUGCAAAAAUUAUUAAGAAUUAUUAUAUAUAUUUAUGUUUAAGAACAGAUAUGUUGAUUACAAAAAUGUUGUAAUAUUUUCAAAUUGUUAUUAAUGAUUAGUGAAAUUAAAGAAUGAUAAGGAGAAUGAUGAAAAUGAUCCAAGGAUCAACUUUAAGUAUAAAUCUAUAUAAAUAUUAUAUAUAUAAAUUGUAUGUACAUGUAUGUCUAGCUAAAGCAUAUGAAUACUAUUAAUUUGUUUUUGUUGCUUAUUUUAUAGUAAACUCGUAAUGAUUAUGGACACACACAUAAAUAUACUGUAAUAUUAUUAUGUAAUAUACAUACAUAAGUCAUGAAUGUUGAAAAUUAUUAACACUAGUUUUACUGUCCGUCAAAUACUAUGCCUACAAAUGUUUUCUUGAUUUUUACUGAUUUUUUUGAGUUUGCUAAAUUUUCUACAUAGAGAACAGUAACAAUAACAGCAACAACAACAACCACAAAUGCAUAUUACUCUCAAUAUGCACGCUGCUUAGCUGGGAGUUGAGAAUUUCUCUCAAACCAACACAUUUGGUUGCACUGAUUAAGUCGUUACUUGGGUUUCCUCGCGUUUCCUCGCGCAAGAAACGAACUAUUUUCAUAUUUUUUUUAUUUAAAAAACUAAAUAUUUUAUUAAAACUUUUUGUUAUUCCAAAGUUGCGAAUUUUAUAAAGUUUUUGAGAAAUUUUCAAAGUAAAAUAAUUUUAAAUUUUCAAAAUAAAAGUCAGGCAUUGUGACGCACACGGAAAAGUGGCCGCGUUGACCUCUGAACUUCUUACAGGAACAUCAAAAGUAAAAAGAAAAAUAUUUAUUUUACUUAAAACCAUAAACUAGCCGGGUAUUGCACGUAAGAAAAUCAAAAAAGUGAAAUUUGUAUCUUUGACAGCCAUUUAAAAGUUUCGGGAUUUUUUUUAAGUUGUAAUUGAAAAAUUCUUCGUUCGAGACCUUGUAAAUUAUAUUGCGAAGACCUUCAAAAUUCGAUUGAAUAGUUCGCGAGAAUUCUUGACAAACGACUUUGAAAAGACAGUUUGGAGAGAGAGCUUCAAGUGACUAAAAAGAACACAGCUUCGAGAGAGUUUUAAAUGACUAAAGACAACACAGUUUCGAGAGAUAGUUUUAAAUGACUAUAUAGCUGACUUCAAGCGCGCAACUUUUCAAGGCAGUAUCUCCAAAACUAUUACUCGGAUCAACUUGAGCAUUUAGGACAAACUUUUAUAGCAUUCAAUAAAACAAUAAAAAACGAUUUUUUUUGCAGCUAUGAAACCCAUGUAACCACUUAAGUACUACAAUUUAGUAUGGAUUAGAAAUGAUUGCCAAUUCGACUCGAAAAAUACUGGAUAUUAGAGUACAAACAUAUCCAAUUGGAAUACAAAAAAAAACUUGCAACCAGUUGCUGCUCUAAAUAUAUUCAUAUCACGUAAACCGAGAUAGAGCGCAUAACUUCAUUUCCGCUUUUCAUAGAAUCGUUUCAAAUGGCAGUAGUACAAAUUAAAUGAGUUAUUGGACACGUGUGAACAUAACUUUUUAGAAAGACAAGUUGUGUAUAAACAAGUUGAAAUUGAAAUUGAAGUUGUAGUUGAGUUGAAGUUGAAGUUGUAGUUGAGUUGAAGUUAAAGUUGAGUUGAAGCUGAGUUAAACAAAUAUGUUAAACGUGUUAUAGGGAGAAAUUAGCGACAUAACGGUGAAUUGAUGAAACGAGCAAUAAGGAUACAAAAAGUUUGACGAAAAUGUGGUCAAUAACUGAAAAAAAAUUUGGCAAGAUAAAUGUGAUAAAUCGUGAUAUUGGAAUUUUUAAACUAAAUAUUAAAGAUAUGGAUGGAAGUUAGCUGAAAUUUGAACUAAAUAUUAAAGAUAUGGAUGGAAGGUAGCUGAAAUUUGGAGACGUUUUGUGUGAAAAGUAGCAUAGCUUAGAAAGCAACGCAUACAUAUGUAUAUUGAGACGAGAGCAGAAAAUGGAUGAGAAUAAGCAGAUUUUGUAUUACUGAAAUUUACAACUUUUUUCGUGCUGUUGUUGUUGUUGUUAUAUGUGUAUGACUCUUUUAUUUGUGAAAUAUAAUUCGAUUUUUCUUUUUAAUUUUUCUUAAAAAAAUGAAUGUAUUUGCCUUUUUGUUGGACUCGAGUUUUUUAUUUACCGUCAAAUGUCACUGCCGCAUGCAAAAAUAGCAGUAAUUGUAAUUUUUGAAAAAAGGAAACAAAA